GCUAAUUAGUAUCUCUAAAUCAGCUCUAAUGUAUAUUCCGUGAUGGACAGGUAUUCCAUUCAGGGUGUGCACCUGCCCUGUGCUGCCUGGGAUAGACUCUAAUGCUCCUUUGUGACUCUGACCAGGAUAAGUAGGUAUUGGAUGGAAAUUAAGCCUUAAAGCUUUUUCUUUUACGUGUUUUAUGCAAGGAAGAAUGGAAAAGGACAUUCAGGGAGGAAAGAUUGUGGGAGCUGAUCUGAGAACAGGCUCUGGCACCGCCCCCCCACUCACACUCCUGCCCUCCCAGUACCAGGUUUCCCCGCCCACUCCUCCAGAGGACAGGCAAAAGGAGACUGGGAGGAAGGGAGAGGACAGGGGAGAAACUGUAGCACAAAGAGGGCUAAUAUUUCACUCCAGCUCUGAGAAGGAGACAGGCGAGGGGGGGGGGAGGGGAGAGAGAAAGGUGGGACUUCAACCUAUGGAUGUUUUUUUUUUUUUUCUUUUUGUGGACCGACUAUCCAACUGUGUAAACUCUGAACAAAAAUAACAGCCACAAGCCUGUCAGAGAGAGAGAAAGGAACAGAUGCACAGACAGUCACAAGUUUAUAUAUGCAGCGGGCAAUGAGGAAGCAGCAGUCUCUGCUGUGUGAAUGAAUCGCCAAGCAGGGCGAGCAUCUGACAGACGCACACGGACACACAGCCGGCACGCUGCACGUGCACGUGUGUGUGUGUGUGCGCACGCCUUCGCCUCAUGCAUGGACGACACUGGAUUAUGUGAGAACUGAUUCAGAAACUGUGGAUUGUAGGGUGCAGAUUGAGAACAGCCCAGAACCAGUAAACAGAAAUACGGCGGAGAGGAUUACAAACAUGGAAUGAGCCAUGCUCUGAGUGUGAGGCAUGGCGGCUCUCUCUUGGGAAUCCGAUUGGGACGGACCGAAUCGCUCCACUUGGGCGGACGGAAGCGGAAACCUCACUCCUCCCAUAUUUCCAGACUUCAACCUAAGCAGCACCUAUGGAGGCGGGUCCUUUUUCUGGAUUGUCCAAGAGAAUGCCACGGUUACCGCUGGACCCACAUCGCACGCCGCCCCGGCGCCCAGGGUGCGAGACAUGGCCCUGGCCCGGGCCGAGAUCACGGUCCUGGGGCUCAUCCUAGCUCUGACAGCCCUGGGAAACGGGUUUGUGCUGUGGGUGCUCCUGAGGAGGAGGAAACAUCACGCGCCCAUGCACCUCUUCAUGGUCAACCUCUGCGUGGCUGACCUGGUGGUGGCCUUAUUCCAGGUGCUGCCUCAGUUGCUUUGGGACAUAACGGAGCGGUUCCAAGGUCCCGAUGCUCUGUGCCGCUCUGUGAAGUACCUGCAAAUUGUGGGCAUGUUUGCAUCCUCCUACAUGAUUGUGGCCAUGACCGUUGAUCGGCACUACGCUAUCUGCUGCCCCCUGCAGGCCUACCGCGGUGGGGUAACGUCUCGUUGGAACACCCCCGUCAUGGUGGCUUGGGGGCUAGCACUGCUGUUCAGCGUGCCUCAGGUGUUCAUCUUUUCCAUGUCAGAAGUGUCUCCUGGAGUGUUUGAGUGUUGGGGACACUUUGCAGAGUCCUGGGGACUAAAGGCCUAUGUCACCUGGGUGACCGUGGCUGUCUUUGUCCUGCCUGCAUUCAUCAUCACCAUCUGUCAGGUGCGGAUAUUCCGAGAGAUCCAUGACAACAUCUACCUUAAGUCAGAGAGAACGAUGACCGUGGAGUAUAGGCGGAGCUCUGUCCUCUUCCAUGUCCGGAAGCUUCAGCAGGAUGGAAAGAACAAUAGGAGGGGCAGAGUGGGUCGAAGCGUGCGCUCAUUACAGAAGAACAACAAUUCCCUGUGCUCUUGUUGCAAUGUGGCAAUGGAGAGUCUCUCCAACCAACCCCUACCGCCACAGGAGCUUCCAAAUUCUUGUGACGAGACGUCUUCUUUCAACGACCUUCCUUGGAGGCCCUCGGAUCACUGCCCUACAAGCCAUGACCACAGCUCUCUUUGUCCCGUGUUUAUGACCUCUUGCACGGACGAUGAUCCCAGUACCCACCAGAACCACAUCUCACCUCCAGAUUCCACCCUACAUAACAGUUCCUCACAACCCACCAAUUCCCAUGAAAUCCAUACUGCAUCCAACACCCAAUCAAUUACAAACCCGUCCACACACUCGCCUCUCCCGCCAGCCCUGCCCCCCCCUGGAGUAUCGAAGGCCAUGUCCAAGACGGUCCGAAUGACACUGGUGAUCGUGCUGGUCUACACAGUCUGCUGGUCCCCAUUCUUCAUCGUGCAGUUGUGGGCCGCUUGGGACCCCAACCCGCCAGACCAAGGUGUGGCCUUCACCAUCCUGAUGCUGCUGGCCAGCCUCAACUCGUGCACCAACCCCUGGAUCUACACAGCCUUCUCCAGCAGUGUGUCCCGCGAGCUUCUGGCCCUCCUGCGCUGCCGCCCCCCCCGUGGAUCCCGGAAGACCUCACUGCCUGACGACUCGACCGCUACACACACGUCCACGACCGCCGCCAAGGACAGUGUGUACUGAGGCGCGUGAGGGGGGGGCUUGAACAAACAGCUUUCUGAUGUGCGAAGGUGCUAAAGAAGAAAUAAUAUAUAACCAGAGAAUAUAGCUCAUGGAGUGGGGGGGGGGGUUUCCUGCUAUUUUAGUAACAGCAGAGUUUUGACAAUACAUCCAUCUUCCCACCACUUAUCCUGGGCAGGGUCACAUGGAGGCCUGGAGCCAAUCCUAGGCAGCACAGAGUAGGAUGCCAGUCCAUUGCAGGACACAGGCAUAUAUAUACACAAACACUGCAGGCAAUUUAGAGAUACAAAUUAGCUGAGUCGCAUGUCUGUGGACUGCAGGAUGAAACCCGCAAGGAGAGCAUGCAACCCCCCCCCCCCACACACACACACACACACACAAAGACACAGAGCAAAGGUGGGCUUUGAACACCCAAUCCUGAAGGGGUGAGGUAAGAGUGCCACCCACUGAUCCAGCGUGACUCCAUGCAGACACAGAAUCUCUGCUAAAACAACACCUGAACAAGCUACUCAGAAUCACAUUGUCAAUGGACAUUGAAAGUUCUUAGAUCUUACCAACAUAUUUUAGAAUACGAACUCCAUGAUCACUUCAGACCAGUCUGAAGAAGCAUGUUCCAGCCUGUUCAGUCAGAGGACAAUUUUAAUUGACAACACAAAAUUUAAAAAAAAAAAAAGUUAAAAUGGUUUGUUGUUUAAAAGUUUUAGCUCAGUCUUGCCCAAAACUAUAAUGCAGAACACAAAGUGACAAACAAAACGGCAAAACAAUAAGACUUAAAUACACUCAAGUAAACAGGAGGUCCAUUAGGUCUAUCAGUAACUGACCAUACAAGAGUCAGGGAGCGUGAUCACUAAGGGUGCAUCCGAAAUUGCAUACUUACACAGCACAUACCAAAUUUCAUUAGAAGCCUACUACUUGACUCUUAAUAUAGUGCAUACUGUAAGCCUAUGUAUGUAUGACAACAGUAUGCAUGAACUCAGAUAUAGGGCAGUCACCAUCUUGCAUAUUACCUGACCCGGGUAUUUACCAAUAACCUGGCUUGAUCCUCAUGAAAGUUAAAAACUAAAUUUGUACAGUUAGCACUUCGUCCAUUAUCUUGACAAAAAUGUCUGAGCAGGCGAUGUUCUUUGCUGCCCCAGAGGCCUUGCGAGAUAGCAAAACAUCGGUUGCACAUUUCGAAGUCUUACAGAACGCAUUAUGUCAUCCGGAUCAAGACAUACUAAAUUUUGCCUACCUGCAUAGCGAACAAGUAUAUGCGAUUUCAGACGCGUUAAUGAUCUGUAACGGAUAAUUUCCUUGGAGGUAAAACCAAAACGCACAAAACACUAUCACGUUAUUCAAUAACAAAGAAGGCAGAUUUGUGGUCGAAUACCUUCAUGACAAAAAGCAGAAACGGGAUCCUGCUAGCUACAGUACACCACCAGAAAGUGACCGCUACCAAAGAUACGAUUUUAGGUCAACACAACAUCCAGGGGGAAUUUCAGAUUCAGAAACACUUAUUCAUAAAUUAAAGGCCCAUCUGUAAAUCCUCUGGAUAGUGUAGCAGUAAAACUCACUCCACCAGUGUUACAACAGCCAACAUAAUUUAUGUAUUUCUUUUUUAAACCACUUUAGGGGUUAAUUUGUCAAAGCGUGCAUUUUAUUCCAAGUUAACCUUGGUGGUAAAACUUGUAAGAAGAGUAUUAUAAUAACAUUACAAACGAAGGUAUGAUGUAAUUUUUUAAGUGCUGUAUAUCUACGCUACUGCAAAAGCAUAUAGUCACAGACUUAAUGCCAAUUCAUCCAACGAUAUAAUUUCUUAAAAGCCAGUCUGCUUGUCCUUCCAAGUAUUAUCCAGUCUUGGUUUUCAUAUUUUCCUCCAGCUGCUUCUUCUCCUUUCAAAUAUAGCCCUUUACCUGAUUCGUCAGUAAUCGCCUUUAAAUGGUCUGAAAGCCACGGAUCUGGUUUCACCGUUAUCCAGUACAAAAAAAAAAUACGUUUUAUUAUAUAACACAUUAAUCGACCAUCCUUGUUAUAGGAUAGUAGUUCUCACAAAUGUUGGCAUAAUUUGAUAACGAUUAUCAUUGAUGCUACAUUAAUGUUUGUCGGUUAAAUUUUAUAAAUAAAAUAAUAUUUACGUUCAAAUGUCUACAAAUAUAAAUCAUAUAUGUACAAUAUCAAAAAAUAUUGUAAUAAAUGUUUAUUUAAAACC
Molecule: messenger RNA, 4705 nt
Organism: Paramormyrops kingsleyae
Lineage: Eukaryota; Metazoa; Chordata; Actinopteri; Osteoglossiformes; Mormyridae
Gene: avpr2ab
Product: arginine vasopressin receptor 2a, duplicate b
Biological process (GO): cellular response to hormone stimulus; positive regulation of vasoconstriction; regulation of systemic arterial blood pressure by vasopressin
Cellular component (GO): plasma membrane
Molecular function (GO): peptide binding; vasopressin receptor activity
Source: RefSeq, a predicted model, not a curated record